Messenger RNA from Gossypium arboreum, 1785 nucleotides. RefSeq lists its product as uncharacterized. Lineage: Eukaryota; Viridiplantae; Streptophyta; Magnoliopsida; Malvales; Malvaceae. The record is from RefSeq and is a predicted model, not a curated record. Bases 365 to 1474 code for a protein of 369 amino acids. The transcript has 11 exons.
AAAUUUUUUAUCCUUUAAUGAAUUCAGGUCAGGCCGAGCCGGGUCUAGGCUAAAUAUAUAUUACUUGAGGCCCGACUCAUUUUUUAAACUGGCCUUAUUUAUUUGUCUAGGCCUAUUUUUUAGGCCUAUAUUUUUAUUUAAAUAUUCUCACAUUUUGGGUGAAUCUUCGGACCGGGCCGAAAAACCCAGCCCAUGCACAGCUGUAAUUCCAACUACUUUUGAAAAUUUGGGAUGGGAAAUGAUUCAAAACCUCGACAUAGCAUCGCGCGGAUAUAGCGCGAAACUUUAGGGUUUAUAAGAGUUGUGGGCUAGACAAUAAUAAACAGGGCACAACAGUUCUCUACUCUACAGCCAUUGUAGUUCGAUGGGAAAAAACGUGAAGAAAAAUAAAGAUGAAGAUAAAGAUACAGAUAAAGGCUAUCGUGAAAGAUUAGCAAUAUGUAAUAAAGCAGUGGGAGAAGUGAUAUCUAAGCUAUUGGAUGGUGAUAACAGUUAUCUAACUACGGGGUGUGUGCUUGAAAGGAUGAUGGCAGUAAUGAAAGCAAAGUAUCGACUUCAAGAUCCACGAUUCAUACUGCAGUUUUUGAGAAAACUGAUGGAACCUAUUAUUGCGGAAAAUGCCAGUGUUGGCGUCCAAGAUGCAUUUCAAGUCCUUGAGUCAUUUUUGAUGCAAUAUGCAAAUCCAGUUCAAAAGAAGCGAAGUGCCAAGCAACUUCCUGACUCAAUCUCACUCACAGCAUCACAAAAGGAAAUGGUGGUGCUGCUGGAGGCUACUGUGGACCGAAUGCUGCAAUUAAACACUGAGGAUAAGUUGUUUAGCAUAGUAGAAAAUAUGGUAAACCAAGCUUUGGGUCCGUAUUUAGGAAGGCCACAGAACCUAAAGCUCACAAAUCCUGUUAGUAUUCAUGGUGAUCCUGAGUCUAGCAGAGGAGCUGAGAUUUGCAACAACAUCCAGGGUUAUCUUGAUGUUGAUCCUGUUGCUCUGUAUAUGAAAGACCAUGGUGGUGGUUUCGAAUUCUGUAAUCCGUCAGGCGACAAGAUAUACGAUGAUUCGGGUGAAGGCACCAGUGGUGCUAGAGCAAACCCACACAAUAUGGAACUGUCACAAGAGAACACCUUUAGUGUUGAUCCUGUUCUUCCGUCACUGCCGUGUUCUUCUGAUAUGGAAAACUUUGGUGGUUUUGGACUCUGCGAUCUGUCAGACAAAGAGAUAUAUGGUGAUUGGGGUGAAGGCACCAGUGAUGCCAGAGCAAAUCAACUGAAUAUGAACCUGUCACAAGAGAACACCUUUACUGUUCAAGGGUGUGCAGAUAUUCGGAACACAUUACCUGCCGUAGCUGAAGUUCACCAUAACCCAGUAAUGCAUGGCCUCACAAAGAAGUCAGCCGAGGCAAAGGGCAAGAGAUCGGUCGAAGAGAUAAAGGACGAAGCUUAUAUCAAAAAAGGCAAAAUGAAGCUGGUGAAUGACAAGUGAUUCGAAAGAAAAUCAACUGAUGUUGCUGAAGAAACCAAGGUUUAUAUAAUUGCUUCUUUUCUUUGCAAAAGAUUUCGACUUUUAAAUAAAGUCCCAAUGGGUUUAUUGGGAUGUUGAUGAACUGAACAUAUCAAGGUGUGUUUUUGUGUGACGGUUUGUGUGUGAAUUUUCUGUUUAUUAUCAGGAGUCUUUAGUAUUAUGAACUCCACGCUCCUCGCUUGGAUUUUUUUCUUCUUGGAACUGGAUUAUUUUCAUUAAGAUUUCAAUAUGUAUGUUAUGGUUAUGUUAGAAUAUAUUCUUAUAUUUAUAAA